Drosophila willistoni is the source of this 1316-nucleotide messenger RNA. Its product is annotated as serine/threonine-protein kinase haspin homolog. Gene Ontology annotation, molecular function: ATP binding; histone H3T3 kinase activity. Bases 95 to 1102 code for a protein of 335 amino acids. Gene Ontology annotation, cellular component: nucleus; cytoplasm. The record is from RefSeq and is a predicted model, not a curated record. Lineage: Eukaryota; Metazoa; Arthropoda; Insecta; Diptera; Drosophilidae. Gene Ontology annotation, biological process: intracellular signal transduction; mitotic cell cycle. The transcript is spliced from 4 exons.
GAUUUUUUUAUCUCAAAUAUUAUACCUUUAGUGACAAAGGUGUUUAAAAGGGUUUUUGAAUAUAGUCCAGAACUUAUUUAAACUAAAACUCGGGAUGGACAGUACUUUGUCAAGUAGCAUAUGGAAAGAUUCUUUUGAUAAAUUGUUGGUUCCACAACCAUUGCUUCGUGAGCUAAACAUAAUAAAAGAAAAUGUUCGCGUAUCUUAUAAUAUUGAUUCUAGUUUGGAGAACACCAAUCCUAACAUAUCCUUAACAAAUAUUAUUGAACCUUUAAAAAUAAACGGACGAUUUUGUGAUAAAGUGGAUAAUCCCAACAAACCAGUCAAACCAAUUUCGACUCCUUGUACUAAAGGUUACAGCACACACCUAUUCCGCUGUUCACUGUCUCCUAUAACAGGGUCGCAAUUAAGCGUACUUAAAGCCUUUAAUGCUAGUAUUAAUACUAAUAAAGAGGAGCCUCAAAUGCAAAAUAGCAAUUUCGAACCAUUAUUGUGGAGGCCAGAAUAUAUGGAAACCAAAUCGGGUGAAGCACGGCAAGGAAAAAGUAGUUUACUCAUUUUACAGCCAGGAAAAUGGCGUAAGUCUUUGCUUUCUUGGCGUCGUAUACACACUAAUGACGCUUUAUCGGACUUGAAGCAAUCCGUGAAAUAUCCAAGUGUGCACGAAAAUAAUAACACUGAUCAGAAAUUUCUAUGUGGACGCAAAACUAUUUCCAAUAAUUCUAGUAUAUCAUCAAUAGAUUAUGAGAAACAAGUACUGAUGUAUUGUCAACAGAGUAAGGCAAUAUGCUUUAAUACCGAAUAUGCUUUUCCUAACAUGAAAAGCGCCAGUAAAAUUGGAGAAGGAGUUUUCGGCGAAGUGUUUAAAUUCAACGGAAGAACAAAGCCCAAAAACGAUGUAGUAUUGAAAAUAAUACCCAUUGAGGGAAAAACUGUAGUCAACGGGGAGACCCAAAAGACUUUUGAACAAAUCUUGCCAGAAAUUGUUAUUACGAAAGAGAUGUGUCGACUUCAAUUUUGUGAACGUAAUUCAACUUCGGGCUUUGUGAACAUUCAAAACAAAUGCAGAACACAGAUGUUUGUAACGCAGAGAAACCAAUGAGGGUAGGUUGGGUAGGACACUGCAGCAUCUAACAUUGCAGAUCAUUCUGCAAUAUUUUACCUCUGCAAAAGCUGACAAGUCAGUGUUGGGAGCUACAAUUGGAUAUCCAUGUAAUAUUAUCCAAAUAUCCGCGGUUUUUUUUUUAUUAACUUGUGUCAAAAAAAUUCAGAAUAAAAAUGGAAGGUGCAAUCUGCAAUUUCUUUUUCUUUGCCAA